AUGGCACCGUCUUUUGUCCACUUGCCAGAUGGCCAGAGUUUCACAGUUCAGCCUGUGUUUGCCGGUCUAUUCUUCAAGUCCAAUGAACACAAUCACCACCGCGGCGCGUUUCCUGUGGGUUGGACCGUCGUUAUACAUAGUGAAGAUAAUCCUGAAAAUCAUCUUCACGAUUUUAUCAUAAAUGAUAAAAUCGAUACCAAUGAGCCCCGCUCCAGGCGUAGCCAUAUUCUCAAAUACGGCGAGCCGACCUUGCAAAAUGACACCAUAUUCAUCUCAUCCAUCUCGGAUCCCCCAAGCAGCGAAUAUAGGCCUCAUGCCAGCCAGUCCCGACAGAUAGCCAUGUUUCUGUGGGUGACGUUGUACUGGUACUUCCAACAGCCUGAGCCAUCACCCUACGUUUUGACGGAACAAUCUAAGCAUGUUCCUCCAGAAGCAAGACCUAGGGGCGAAUGGCGCGUCAGAAUCAAACGCGAUGGCGUCCUACGCACUCGGAACAUGAUACCAAAAUUAGAGAGAAUGGGUUUGAUAUCAAGCCUAGACUCAACCGUUGGAGAGAGCUCCGACGAAAAUAGUCAUGCAUGGGAUAUGAUGUUCAUGACUAGACGAGCAUUCUGGCAGAUCCCUAGUGGCCUAUUUCUUUUUACUCUGCAGCCGUUGAAGCACAGCUCAUCGUAUCCCGGAUCGCCUAAUACCAGCCGCCCUACUUCCCCAGUUAGAAGCGAUGCAGGCCAGCUAGCGACGUUGUCCAACCAACAAACUGCUGAGCCGCCAUCUUCCCCCAUCGGGCCUUAUUACUCACCCUCUCACCUCCCAACCUACUAUCCUCCUGCGCCAUUGCAGUACAUAAUAACGAAUAAUGUCCGGCAUCCUCUGAGACAGAAGCCACCACACAUGGGUGAGAUCUUCUAUACCCGCUUCGUGCCUAGUGUAGGAAAGUAUCUGUCAUUUCGCGUGGCAUCCCUCUCGCCAAAGCCCGUCAUAUACCUUGGACCUAUGGGACCUGGCGAGAGGGAGAAUACGUACUUAAAUACCGUAUCCGACACCACCCUCCUUCAGAUGUGGUUUUCCAAACCCAGAGUCCAGAAGUUUUGGGGAGAUUACCAAGACAAUUUCCUCUCAAGUGCCCUCCAGUCGCGUCACUCAUUUCCGGCCAUCGGGAUGUGGGACGGCGUACCCUUUGGAUAUUUUGAGAUCUAUUGGGUCAAGGAAGAUACUCUAGGACGUUAUAUGGGCAACCACGCGCAGGACUUUGAUAGAGGCAUUCACGUGUUGAUUGGCGAGGAAUGGGCGAGAGGAAAAGUUCAGCAGUGGCUCUCAAGCAUCGUUCACUGGUGCUUCCAGGCAGACUAUCGUACAAUGAAUGUCUGCCUGGAACCGAGGGUUGACAACACGAGAUUUAUUCAGCACCUCCAGGCCGGAGGUUUCGCGAAAGAAAGGGAAAUAUCUUUCCCGCAUAAACGAGCGUGGCUCUGCCGACUCGGUAGAGACGCGUGGGAUGGUCCCUCCAUGUGA
Messenger RNA from Daldinia caldariorum, 1512 nucleotides. Its product is annotated as acyl-CoA N-acyltransferase. The transcript has 2 exons. NCBI's taxonomy places the organism in Eukaryota, Fungi, Ascomycota, Sordariomycetes, Xylariales, Hypoxylaceae. The record is from RefSeq and is a predicted model, not a curated record. The coding region runs from base 1 to 1512 and encodes 503 amino acids.